Molecule: messenger RNA, 708 nt
Organism: Talaromyces atroroseus
Lineage: Eukaryota; Fungi; Ascomycota; Eurotiomycetes; Eurotiales; Trichocomaceae
Exons: 3
Coding region: 1-708 (235 amino acids)
Biological process (GO): mycotoxin biosynthetic process
Source: RefSeq, a predicted model, not a curated record
AUGGCCGACUCCAAGACGUACUCUCGCCUGCCGUCCUCUGAAGACGGCGACGGCGAGCUCCAGUCGCAGCCCCCGCCAGUCUCGCAUAGGCAAAGAGCCAUUCGCUAUGUCAUUAUUGUAUUCCUCGUAGCAAGCACGCUUGCACUGGGAUAUGCGGUGGGCUACCACUUCGGCUCUGGCACCGGGCCUGCGUCCGAUGGCAAUCCGUUCGCUGCCGUGGGCGACGUACAUUACUAUAUGAAGUUCAACGGCUCCUUUGCGCAGCGCUCAAAUGCGAUCAGCGACGGGCUCUGGGAUUCGCUGUUUCCGGAAAAGAAAGGCUUCAUCCAACACCCGGAGUUUGCACCGGACGUCGCUGGGAUCGCCGUGUUUCACGAACUACACUGUCUGGACAUCCUCAGAUCCGCCUUUUUCGCCUCCGUGGACGGCAAAUUGGAGGAAAUGGGCGCCCAGAGCCAGGAAAUGAACCAUCGCACCAGCUUGCAUCAUAUUCGCCAUUGCUUCGAGUAUCUGCGCCAGUCGCUCAUUUGUCUGGCUGACUCGAAUCUCGAGGCGAUGAACUACACGACCCAGGGAGUUUCCGGGUGGCAGACGGAGCGGACGUGCAGAGACUAUGACGGCUUGGUGGCAUGGGCUAAUGAAUGGGGGAUUGCGAGGGAGGAUGCGUUGCGCAACCAUAACUGGGAUAAUAGUACCCAUCCUUUAUGA